Gopherus flavomarginatus (Mexican gopher tortoise) is the source of this 5276-nucleotide messenger RNA. Its product is annotated as hepatic lectin-like. Bases 2569 to 3198 code for a protein of 209 amino acids. Lineage: Eukaryota; Metazoa; Chordata; Testudines; Testudinidae. The transcript is spliced from 8 exons. The record is from RefSeq and is a predicted model, not a curated record.
GGCGCACCACAGCGUCCCUCCUUCGUGUCGCGGCUUAGCCCCUGCGGCUCUCAUUGUCGGCGGCGGCUGGUUAUGGGCCCGACGAUCCAGCACCAUCCAUUUUCAGGGCUGGUUGAUUUGGCAGGUAUAGGUUGUGCAAGAAGCUUUCAGAUCAAACAACAGACCUGGAAGGCACUGAACCCGUGUGGUGAAAUCUACUGUGCAUCUUGGCAACAACGGCCCUGUGUGCCUUGGGCUGACAUCAUGUCUUUGUGGUCAUACAAAAGUAAGACCAGUGCAAAAUUUAGGGAAAUAAACAGUGGCGAGGGCCCCAGCCUUGCAUUGGGAAUGGUUCCUGCCUGUUUGUUUAAUACCUACUGUGACCCGAUGGUGCCAACUGGCAGAGGGCACAGUGGGGGUGCACAGGGUUUCAAGGAUUCCCUGGAUCAGGCAUAUGCAUAGUAAUUCACCAAAGGGUGGCAUGUGAGGUUUCCCCUGAAAGCUCACUGGUCAUAAUGAUGGUGAAAUGUAUGUAAGCAUAUUAUAUACCAAGUUAUAUAUUUAUACUGAAAUGUGUGUUCUUCAGGUGUGUAAGAUAAGACAGAUCACUAGAAGGUGAUAAGUUCUGCUCUGGCAGGGGAUAGUAGAUAUUUAUGUCCCUAAGUGGUCAUUGAAUAUUGCAUAUCUUACAAUACAAGUCUGUUUGCAUACGGAGCUACCAGCUAAUCAAGAUUUCAGAGUCUACAGGAAAUCACAAAGUCUACAAGAGGGAACACAGCAAAGUGUGUCCUGUUUAUGACUAAAAUCAAAGAAUUAGUCUGGUAUAUCAGGAGAAUGUAAGGAAACACAAGAUAUUAUUCACAGAGUAGACAAGCUGAGUGUGUGGCUUAUUUAAUUGAAAAGUGAUUACAGCCUACAGGCUGAAAAAUGCUGGUAAGCAAUACUAGAAGACAUGAAAGUAACUAGCUAAGUAAGUCAUCUAGGUUCUAGAAUGUGUGUUAUAAUAUUAUUUUACUUGUCACCAUUUCUUUCUUAUAUCUCUGCUUGUGAUCAUUGAAAUCUCUGCUCUUUAUUUCAUAAACUUUUACCUAUUGUCACUAUUAACAUACUUCUGUGCUGAAUGUUAAGCAGAGUGUGAUCUGAAGGGAAAUGGGUAAGCUGGUGUUGGUAGCAUCGGAUCUGUGAAUUCCGCAGGUGUCCAGUGGACCAGGGGCUGGUCGCUCCAGAGUGACACACAGUGUUAAAGUGUCUCUAUCACUAAACUGGAGAGAGAGCAGGGCCUGCGUAGGCCUAGAGGGGAGUGCCUCCGUUGCCCAUGGCCGGGGACUUUGUGGAGCUCAUUCUGAGCUGGCACAGACAAGGCUUCCUCAUGCUAAGCAAAGGUGGGAGCAAGGGACCUCACAACCUGGGCACCCUGGGAAGUGUCACGCCUACUGAUACCUGUUUAUUGCAAACACAAAGGUUUAAGAUAGAGUAAAGGCUGCAAGGAACUAUGUUACCUUCCGUAGCAUCUGCCACUGAGGCAUCUGGUCCCUUUUUAACUACAGACGUGAAAACAAAUUGGCAAAAAUGAAAAUCAAAAGCGCAGCAAAAUCAGUCAAUCCAGCUCUGACCACAGUUCGAUGGGACCAGGCUGGGAUUCUGGAAUCUGUAAGUGCUGUAACUACAGGUGCUGCCACUCCCCCAUCUUGGAGUGGUUUCCAUUGUACCCAGGGUUUACAGUUUGGUUCAAGCCUCUCAGUACCCCCACUAUAAACAUUGUUCCAGCCCCCCUGCUGAAAUUAAAAUGUUAUCUACAGUUGUUAGCGCUGGGACGUUUGCAGUCUGCCAGCACCGUGUGCUGAACAGUGUCAUUUAAUAUUCAUAAGUCCCAACUUGCCAGUUUCAGAACUGAGAUUUUCUAUCCCAGGGCACCUGCAGAACAUGCACGUACUAAGCAUGGAGUGGCAAGGGAACAGCAAUUCUACCUUUCAUGUACUAUCAGACCGUUCAGCUGCAUUAAUGUAUGGAGUCUGGGUAUCACAGGCGUCCUAGGGCUGUGCUGGCAACUUGCUGAGACUAGAUACCACUGUUUAGUCUAUGUGAACUUCCUGUGACUUCGGGCAAGUCAGUUCUUCUUCUCUCUGCCUCUGUUUCCCUCCCACCCAUUGUGUGCCUUGUCUGUUUAGAACGAAAGCUAUGAGGGCAAGGACUGUCUGUUACUGUGCAUGUCUGUACUUCACCUGGCAUAGAAAGGUUCCUGUUUCAGACUGGAUCAUUGGGUGCUAUCACAGUACAAAUAAUGGCUAAUAUAAACAGCACAAAUAUAGCCAUAUGUUAAUGAGCAUUACAUCAAUAAUUGCAUUUGGACAGUGACAUUAAAUGAAUAUAAAACAUUCACUAGAUGAAUUGUGUCUUAGCUGGAAGCAGUUAAAUUUUACUGUGAAAUACAGCACAGAAAAAAAUGGAAGAAUUCAAACAAACCUCCCAAGAUUUCUCCAGGGGUGAGAUUAUUAAAGGCACAAAUGAUACUCCCGUGGGUAGGUUUCCACUUUGCCAUGUUCUAAUGCCAUUUAAAGUCACCUCUGCCUCCCAGGAAUCAUUUACAGCAUGGACAAGGAAAGGCUUCAAGAUGAGCUGCGCAUUUUUAGAGACAGGAACUUCCUCCAGCAGAAACUGAGAUCCUCCCUCACAGUCUACGUGCUGCUGGCGCUUUCUUACCUGCUGAUCCUCAUCCUGUUUGCGGUGUCACUCUCCAGAGUUUCAGUGCUCUCUUCACAACUUACUAAAAUGCGCAAUGAGCUGAAACGGAAUCAUUCCAGCAACGAUUUCAAACUGUUCCCGUGCGGACCUGAGGCCCGGGAAUGGGAAUACUUCAGCGGGAAAUGUUACUACUUCUCCUUGCGUGAGACAUCUUGGCAGAGGGCGAAGGUGCUGUGCGAGGAGGUGCAUUCGCGCCUGGCCAUCAUUAACAGCCACGCCCAGCAGAAUUUUAUCAUGUACAGAACACGCAACCAGCGCUUCUGGAUUGGUCUCUCAGACGAGAACUCAGAAGGGGAGUGGAAAUGGAUCGAUGGGAGUGACUCCACAACCGGUUUCACGUACUGGAAGGAGGGGGAGCCCAACAACAGUGGCCAGAAUGAGGACUGUGCGCACGUCUGGACCUACGGGGAGUGGAACGACGUGCAUUGCACAUACGAGUGCUACUACAUCUGUGAAAAGCCUGCACCUCCUCUGUGAACAGAGACCGGACCAAAGCCACCUCCCAGCCACACUGCCUGGACCUGCAGGUCAAUGCAGAGAGCCAGCGCUGCCUCCUGGUGGUGACAGAGAUAUAAGCCAAGGUCCGGUACUUUGAGGCUGUAAAAAUCAUAUUAAUCUUUUUAUUCCCCACCACUUCUGUUCUUAAUUUAUAUUCCCUUUAUCUGUGUGUCCAUCUCCUGUCAGCUCCUCCUUGGGUCUCUCUCAGCCGUUGGGUCAGUGUCCUGGCGAGGACCCAGAAUGGACUUCCCAUGCUAAAAGUCUGCAUCUCCACAGGUUGAGCCUAGGGCUGAUCCAAAAAAAUGUUUUCAGACAAAGACAUUGUUGAAAAGUUGCCUUCUUGAAACUAAAUUUUAAAAAUUAGUUUUCAAAAUGGUCUGGGGUUUUCACUCCCCAUCUCCAUGCCACUAAAUGAAAAAGGGAGGGGGAAAGAGUGAAAAUAGAAAAAAUUUGAAACCAAAAAAUUUGGGUAAAAAAAUAUUUUUUUUGGAAAAAAAUGAAAACAAGUUGUGAAGUUUUCAAAAAUAACCAAAUUUUCAAAAUCCAUCCCACCCCCCCCACCUCCAAAUUGCAUCUGUUUUCAUUUUCCAAUCAACUCUGGCUGUAACAGACUCGCGUCCUCGAUGGGUUGGGCACCUCGGUGACAUCCGCAGACUUGUGGGUCACGUGUGGAUGCACUUGGAAAGUUACAGGAAAACAAUAUGCAGAGUCUGCGGAAAACCACAAGAGGCCGCAGUGGGAUCUGUGCCCUCCCUCUUUUUAGCAGGUGGCAUAAUGAGAGCACAGGGCAAAGUUUGAUGCAAUCGGGGAAAGUAGCCAGUUUAGGAUCGAUAAGAGCAAACACAGAUUUAUCCAGUGUGCGAUUCCCUGCCCUCGGGCACAGUCCCUAGGUACAGGAUGUGCCCGUUACUAGCAUUUAUAGCCAUCCCUGCAAGCUCUGAUUGUGAGAUUAGAGGAAUCGUCGUGGGGAUUAGGAAGAAAUUCUUUCCCUCUGUAGCGCUAGUUAUAUUGGCAGAGGGGAGGGUCUGUUUUUCGUCUGAAGCAAUGAGCAGCGGCCGCUAAUGGAAUAGAUGGACCCUUGGUAUGGGGGUGAUCCCAUACUAGCUCAGGCAGUGGCCCUCUCGGAUGUGAAUCCUCUAAUGCUCCUUUGUAAAUUCAGAGUUAAUGGCCGCAUCUGCAGCUCUGUUAGCUUCUGUGGAUUUGUUUACUCCACAACUCCAUAGGUGCUGGGACUAGGGGUGCUCCCAAACCCCCUUGCUUGCAGCGGUUUCCAUUAUAUGCAGGGUUUGCAGUUUGGUUCAAUGGCUCUAAGCACCCCACCAUACACAUUGUUCCAGCCCCUCUGCACAACUCUGAGGUCUCUUCCCCCACCCUACAAACCCUGGUGCUGUUUCCUCCAGGAAUUCUCUCUCUGUGGCAUGCAACUCUCAUAUUCCCUACACAGGGAAAGCUCUGGGGUCAGAUAAUUCUGGUGGCCGGAAAAGUCUCCAGCGAGGGAUAGUGACAGAUACAUCUCUCUGCAUCAGACAUGGUUUGGUUCAGCUGCAGCUGGUCUGGAAAAUAGUUCCCUGUGAAAAACUUCAUUUUUGUCAACAUGUGACUUUGAAAAAUAUGGGGGAAAUUAUUGAAACCACCCCCCCCACCCCAGUAAUUGUUUUUCAGCCAACAAAAACCAAACGUUUUCCAUUUAUAACCAAACAAUUUCACCUGCACAUCCCUCCCCCCAAAAAAUAUUGAAAAAGAUAUCUUGGAAGAUAAUGUCCAUUUUGUCAACUCUUGAUGGAAAAUUUACAACUAGCUGUAGUUAUAAUCUGUGUGCAGCAGAUGGUGCCCUUCAGCCCACAGCAGAGUGCUCUACAUGGAAAGUUGUACUCAGCAUAAAGAACAGCUUCCUUUGCUGUUUCCUGCGCUUUCUCUCCUUUCUUCAUUGUAUACUAGAAAAAGAAAUUGAACAGGCUGCAAAUUGCAGGCCUAACAGUAAAACUAUUUGGCUGGGGGGCUGUUGCUGCCCUGCCACCCCGAGCACUGUGGUGAUAAUAAAUAAUUAAUACUACCUA